Molecule: messenger RNA, 2892 nt
Organism: Cavenderia fasciculata
Lineage: Eukaryota; Evosea; Eumycetozoa; Acytosteliales; Cavenderiaceae
Exons: 1
Coding region: 1-2892 (963 amino acids)
Source: RefSeq, a predicted model, not a curated record
AUGAAAAGAAAGUUUAAGAUUGAAGAUGUUGAUGAAUAUCAAACAAAGAGUAGUUUAGGUCAAUUAUAUAAAACUGAUUUAAUACAAAUAUGUCAAGUGUUAAAGAUCGAUACGAUCAAUACAAAGGAAACUAAAUCAUACAUCAUAGAUCAAAUACUUUAUCAUUAUAAUAAUAAUAAUAAUAAUAAUAAUCAAAUAGAUAGUGAUAGUGAUGAUAAAGAACAACAACAACAACAAGAUAACAAGAGAAUUUAUACAGAAGAAGAGUUAUUGAGUCGUAGUAAACAAAGAGUCGUUGGUAUAUGUAAAGAUUUAAAGAUAGAGUAUAGAGAGAGUGAUACAAAAAAGACAUUGAUUCAAUAUAUAAUGGUAUAUCAAAAGACAGAGGUUACACCAUCAUCAUUGAGUGGUGGAUACUCGCUACCUUGGUCAAUCAUUUCGAGAAUUCUUACACAGGCUUGGAAUGAUGCAAAGUAUUGUACUUGUAUCUAUCCUCAAGAGUUUCUGGAUUUACAAAAGGAUUUGAAUUGUAAGCUAUUUUCAUCAAACGAGACCUAUUCAUUCAAAUUUCUGGGUAUACAAUUCAACUCUAAAAUCGGGCAAUUUACAGAUCAAGUCAAAUCCAACAACCAACACUGCCCACAACAUGCAAUGUACUAUAGAGAUGAUUCAUUGAAUCAUCCGUGGCCUCAUUUCAACCUCGACCAUGAACAAUUGGACCCUAUUCAAAUACAAUGGAAGCAGUCGAUGUUGACCAUCUCCAAAAAGAUAUUCCAUCAUCUCUCGACCACUGUCUCUCGUACUUUUAGUAUUCCAUCAAAUCAUAAAAAGAUGCCAAGAGCAGCAUUUGAAAAAUCAGUUUGGAAUCAUAUCAACAACCAGUACAAUGGAAUCAAAGUUGCAAAUAGAAUCUAUAUUCCACCAUCCAAUCAAGUGUAUCUUGAUGCACCACCUUGGUUUACAAAGUCGAUUGAACAUGUUACCAUUGAUGAAUUACACAAAACCAGUAUCAAUCUCAUUAAACUUUCCAAACUAGUCAAUCUCAGAUCCCUUGUAUUCAUGGCAGCCCAAAACCCUGAAUUUGACACACUAAAGAAUCUCACCUCUAUCACCAUUGACACUCAUUUCCAUACCAAAGCGGUUGAUGUAUUGAUACAAUCAUUGGAUCGUCCAAUGACCAAGUUACUCUUUUCUCAUCCAUCAGUCAUUUUAAAAGCAAAAGAUAUUGUACUAGAAUCAUUACAAGUUAUCAGAUUGGAUACCAAAACUUACAUUGAAUUAUUUCAAAACAACAACACUUGUCAAGAUCAAAAGUCACCAUCAAGUAAACUACCCAAUCUAAGACAUGUACAUGUCAGAUUGGACAUAUCAAACAUAGAAAUUGUAGACUUUAUUUUACCAGAUAGAGUAACGACAGUGACAGCUACAACAACAUAUUCAAAUUGCAAUGAAGAAAUUUGUCGUAGAUUUUUAGAGAAUAAUCCACAUAUUACAAAUUUAAGAUUGACAUACAACCAAGCUAAUUUUACAACACUUGGAACCAUUAGUACCCAACUCAAACAAUCAAAACUAUCAAGAAUCAUGGUUUAUUCUAAAAGAAGUUUGACAAAUAUUCAACACCAACAACUCAUUCAAUCAAACGUAUACUUUAAUUCAUCAAAGGAUAUGAGUAUUGGACAAGAGUUUAAAAAAUAUAUAUUCUAUAGAAAUGAUCAACAUAAUAAUCAAAUCAUUAAUAAUAAUAUAAAUAGAAAUAUUGAUAAUAAUAAUGAUAAAAACAAUAAUAUAUUACCAACACUACCAAACAUUAUUAUUUACAAAAUCAUCAAAUUAUUAUGGAAUAGUAUGAAUAUAUGUAAUUGUGAUAUUUCGAUUAUGAGUUGGUAUUCUAAUCAGACAGUUUCUAAUCGAGACAUUCUUCUUUUAAAAUCAAAUCAAGAUUUUGAAACAAUCCAAUCAAAUUGCCCAUAUCAUUGCUGGGUAAAUAGAUCUAGUAUAUAUCUAUCACUUUCACUUGUGAGACACCAUCAAAAGAGUAUCUACAGGGUGAGACUAUCAGCAUUGUCAACUAUUUCAAAAUCAACCCGAUCAUUUGUAUUUAAAAGGUUAUUUACAAAGUUUGGUCCAAUCCAAUCCCACCAUCAAUUAUUUUAUUCCAAAAACGAACAAUUAUUUAAAACUACUAAAAGAAUAUCUUGUACUGAAAGAACACCUCUCCAUCUGGAACGACUACAACAAGCCAAGAGUAUCCAACUGGCAGUCAUACCAACCAUCAACAAUCAAUUCCCAUACAACAACCUUAGAAAACUUAAUCUUGCUGAUUUACUAUAUCGUGACAUAAACAACCAACUGUCACAAUUCAUUUCAAAGUUGGAAUUACCACUUGUCAAACUGAUACUUCCACUCGAUGUGAAUCCAAUGCUAUCAUUUUUGGCCAAACAUGCAACUGAAACACUCAAAAAAUCAUUGGAAAACAUUCAAGUCGGGGAGGGUUCAGAUUCCUCACUUUUACAACAAUUCCCAAACAUCAAACACAUCAUUAUUGAGAAUGUGGAUCAUGACAAACCAUCAUUUUACACAACCCUUUUAGUCUCUCACCAUCGAUUCACCAAACUAUCCAUCCGCACCUAUUCAUCAAAUAUUGACAAGUCAAUUGAGUUUCUCAAAUCCAACCCAUCCAUUCAUACGUUUGUCGUUCAUUCUCAAAUUGGCAGUAAAUAUCUAUUGAAAUCUGCUGUCAUUGAGUUGGACCAUAUCAAAAACAUUUAUUAUUUAGUUGAUCCCAAUCUAAUUGACUAUGAUCGUUAUUCACUUUUUGACACCAAAUAUCCAUUCACACAUCAAUCAAUUAUCACAAAAAAAGAUAGCAUAUUUGUUCAUUAUAAGAGAUAG